AUGGCCACGCUUCUGCAUCGCGUCGCGGUCAAUUUCAGACGAAGCAGCGGCGCGACUGCCGCCGUGAAUCGCGCCGUCGGAUCGUUCCAGAGCGGAUUUGCCGCGCAACCGCGCAGUCUCCUCGAUGUCCUCGCGCUUCGAUGGGCAAGCACGCUGGUGGUGGCGGAGCACACGGGGAGGGGCGGGGGGGGCUCCGCCGCGACCUUAAAGCCGCCCACGCUGUCCGCACCCGCCUCGUCCCCCACUACACCCCUCCCCACCCAUGCAGGCCAGCACGCUGGUGGUGGCGGAGCACACGGGGAGGGGCGUGGGAGGGGUGCUGCGGCCCUGAAGCCGCCCACGCUCUCCGCAGUGGCGGCUGCGCGGAAGCUGGGCGGACCCGUGGCCGUGCUGGUGGCGGGGAGUGGUGAUGCAGUUGCUGACGUGGCUGCUGAUGUGGCAAAGAUCGAAGGGGUGGAUGAGGUGAUUACAACAGAGAGCCCCGCCCUGGACCAUGCCUUGCCAGAGCCCCUGGCGGCGCUACUGACAAACCUCGCCGCCCAGCGGUCGUUCUCGCACGUCCUUGCCGCCUCGUCCACGUUCUCCCGUAACGUGCUGCCACGUGUCGCCGCGCUAUUGGAUGCUGCAAUGGUGUCUGACGUGGUUGAAAUCGUGGAUGAGAAAACCUUCGUGCGCCCAAUCUAUGCAGGCAAUGCUCUAGCCACGGUACGCUGCUCCACCCCCUCUCCCGCCGUCCCAACGCUGCUCACAGUGCGCGCCACCUCCUUCCCUGCCGCCUCCUCCUCUUCAGCCGCCUCUGCUCCCAAGGCCACGCUGUUUGACUUCCAAGCCCCCCCAGCUGAAAAGUCCUCCUGGGUCGGGCAGGAGUUGCGGGCAGCUGACCGGCCGGACCUGGGCAGCGCAAAAGUUGUGAUUGCGGGCGGGCGGGGGCUGAAGAGCGAAGAGAAUUUCAAGCUGCUGGAGCAACUAGCAGACAAACUGGGAGGGGCAGUGGGUGCCUCUCGGGCAGCUGUGGACGCAGGCUACGUAGCCAACGACCUGCAAGUCGGGCAGACCGGAAAAAUCGUCGCGCCAGACCUCUACAUGGCGUUUGGAAUUUCGGGCGCGAUUCAGCAUCUGGCGGGCAUGAAAGAUUCGAAGACGAUCGUGGCUAUUAACAAGGACCCAGAUGCUCCGAUCUUCCAGGUUGCAGAUUACGGGCUGGUGGGAGAUUUGUUUCAAGUGCUGCCCGAACUCCUCGAGAAAGUUCCUGCCAAGGCCUAA
Molecule: messenger RNA, 1263 nt
Organism: Closterium sp. Yama58-4
Lineage: Eukaryota; Viridiplantae; Streptophyta; Zygnematophyceae; Desmidiales; Closteriaceae
Source: the annotation of a GenBank genome assembly